AUGUUAAGAGAACAUUUGAUUAAAUUAGGCGAAGUCAAGUCCAAGUCCCACAAGGACAAACUAACAGCCAAAAUAGCAGAAUAUAUUUCCAUGGGGGAAGACGCCAAGAGAAGACUUAAUUCCCAACGCCCAACAAAGCCUGAUGUGCCCACCAAAGAUGAUUCCCCACCUAAAAAGAAAGAGAAACCCCAUUUUGAGAAGCCUGUUGCCUCUGAUUGGGUAGCAAUGGACAGUCCGAACGUUCAUUGGUCUGAUAUAGCAGGAUUGGAGGCAGCCAAAGACUCUCUGAAGGAAGCAGUGGUGUUGCCAAUAUGUUUUCCACACAUGUUCACAGUGGGUGGGGGAGUCGGAAAAGUAGAAUCGUGUCCAUUAUAUAGAAAUGUGAGGAAUUUAUUCGAAACAGCCCGUUCUGGAAGGUCGGCGGUCAUUUUUAUAGACGAAAUUGACUCUCUUUGCUCAGCCCGCGGGGAUGGCGAGUCUGAGUCAGUCCGUCGGAUUAAAACCGAAUUGUUGGUGCAGAUGGACGGGGUGGGGAAGGAGUCGGUCCUCGUCUUGGGAGCCACCAACCUCCCCUGGCAAUUAGAUCCGGCUAUUCGUCGUCGAUUAGAGCGGAGGAUUUACAUUCCCUUGCCUUGCCUCUCUGCCCGUCUGAGGAUGCUUAGACUUAAUUUGGAUAAGAAUAGGCAUUCUCUCUCAGAUCAGGACUUUGCUUGUUUGGCCAAUCAGACUGACGGGUUUUCGGGGGCUGAUAUUUCUGUGCUUGUCCGCUCGGCUCUCAUGCGGCCUGUCCAACUCGUCCAGACUUGUCCCCAUUUUGUCCGGGUACAUUCCACCCACAUUCUCAGCUUGAGGACCACUCUGGAUACUAGGACUCCCUCUCCUUCUUCUGCUCCAGGGGCGAGACAGAUCACGUGGGUGGAGUUGAAGGAUCAGAGAGUUGUUGAGCCUCCUGUCUCUAUGGCUGACUUUGAGGAGGCUCUCCGUACUACCAAGCCUACAGUCGACACUCAAUAUUUGGCCAAGUAUGAUCAGUUCACUGCCCAGUUUGGACAAUAUGGAAUAUAA
Molecule: messenger RNA, 1065 nt
Organism: Octopus sinensis (East Asian common octopus)
Lineage: Eukaryota; Metazoa; Mollusca; Cephalopoda; Octopoda; Octopodidae
Product: vacuolar protein sorting-associated protein 4B-like
Biological process (GO): vacuole organization; endosomal transport
Molecular function (GO): ATP binding; ATP hydrolysis activity
Source: RefSeq, a predicted model, not a curated record